Messenger RNA from Ixodes scapularis (black-legged tick), 594 nucleotides. RefSeq lists its product as uncharacterized. NCBI's taxonomy places the organism in Eukaryota, Metazoa, Arthropoda, Arachnida, Ixodida, Ixodidae. Bases 1 to 594 code for a protein of 197 amino acids. The record is from RefSeq and is a predicted model, not a curated record. The transcript has 3 exons.
AUGUGUUUACCCCUUUAUUUUGAGAAUGCUCCGGACAAUUGGAGGGGACCACCACGGGGCCCGGCGCAGUAUUUAAAGUGGCCCUUCUUCUGGGACCUGAACCGACUAUUGGGGUCCCUCCCCCUGAAUGACACGGCCCUCGUAGAUGAGAGCUUGGCUUCCAACCAUGCCACACCGGCAGUAGUGGAGUUGCUCUCAGACAUGCAGGAGAGAAGCAUGGUUGACACGGACUGCUUCGAGGAGCCCGUCGAGGAACCAAGAGAGGAGCUGCGCGGCGAGGAAAGCCAAGUCACCAGCACCCCCGCCACUACAAGUGUCAGCAGGCCGGGGCCCAGCAGUGUCAAUGGCACAAGGAACGUGCCGCCGAGGCCACAAAAAAGGAAGAAGCCGCAAGCUCCGAGCACCGCAUACAUCAAAACGGUGAUCGAUGAACAGAGGCUGCUCAGGCAGAGUUUUGAGGCUUCGAGAGGGAGAGAGUUCGCCCUACGCGAGCGGGUAAUCGUCCUGCAGGAAACCGCCAUCAAGGUGCAGCAGGAGCUUGCGACUGCGUUGAUGGCCUUCAUGAAUCAAAAUGACACAGGAACUGCCAUGUAA